ACAUCAGGCAGCAUCUGUUGCUGCUUCUGUCCCCAGACCACUCCUAGAAUGGAAAAUGAAGUCGGAUUUCAUAGUGAACCUGAACUAAAGAUGCAAAAGACUUGAAGACCAGGCUGAGCCAGUCCAGAAGGAGGAUAUUUUCUCUGGUCUCUGGUUUGCAUCCGUGCUUGUUAUUUGCCCAUCACUGCAGUUUAUGGCACUGCAGAGACCGGUGUUGAGAGAAGUAGGAGAGUAACGAGCUGACGCUGGAGCGCCGGAGAAGUGUAAAUUGCCUUAGUUGGGGGCGAGUUUGGGAGAGGCUCACAGUGGUCUGCGUACAGCUGGGAGAGAUGCGAGGGGAUCUUUGAUGAAAUGCGUGCUAAGGAAUCCAGAGGGAGUUAGUACCCAAACAUGCGUGGUUCAGCCCUGCCUGUCUUGUAGUUCAGUGACGGUAUGAGUCAGAGCCUCUUUGGUCUGAAUGAAGUGGAAGGUACUUUCUACAAAGCAACUCAAGCAUAUGCCAAGGAUCCGGAUAAAUAAAACUAAUUCAGAAAAAGGGAGUGGGAUGCAGGCUCUUGCUCUAAAUCACUCUGCAGCUCUCCACAGUGAAAUGCAAUAUGGCAUCUUAAAUAAAAUCACCCUCUUCUGACUCUCGCAGAGGCUGCUUCAGAGCAUUCCCUGGCUUCCCGCACAGUUUUAUUUCCUCCCAUAGAGAGACAGACCAGCCUUGACUGAGCAACUGAUUUUCAUGCAUCCUUUAAACCAGCAUUCCCUGCCAUUUCUGAAGGACAGCACGCUUUGCUAGCUGUCUCUUCCGUCCCCCUUAAACAAUAUAGGUUUGGGGUUGGGGUUUGGGGUUUUUUUUUUUCUUUUUUUUUUUUUUUCCUUCCCCUCCCCAGCUCAUUUCUUUCCGCCUGCAAAGUGCUUUGAGAUCCCGGCGACGCAGCCUACCACAGGAGCGGGGACUUCUGUGGAACAGCGGCGUGCGCAGGGAUUAAUCCCGCCGUGGAAAGCCAGCCCGGCCUUUGAAGUGUUACAAGGAGAAGGAGAAGUGGUGGAGACAUCCCGGACCUGUGUCACUGCAAGGGGAAGGAAAAAAACCAAACAAACAAAAAAGCAGACCCAAGCCCCGUGAUCAGCUAGGAAGACAUUUGUGUGCGAGUCUCUCUCUGACCCCCCCCCGCCAACCCCACCUCCACUGACACUUUACAUCACAUCGCAGGCCAAGCCAGAUGGGCAAGCAAUACAAGCUGUGAAUUUAUUCUUGACCCUGUAGGACAGUGACCACCUUCAUUUUUGUCUUCACCAUACAGAUAUGCACUGCCAAUAAGCGAAAAGGUCAAGAAAAGCAGUAGCUCAGUGGCUGAAUUUUUCAGAAGUGCUUUACAGCAGGGAAAGUGGGAAACCUCUUAAAGUGGUGUCUUAUUCAAUCCUGGAGCACAGGGAAAGAGUUUUAAUGCAAAACAUCAGAAAAAAAAGGCUGCAACAUCUCCUGUGAGAGAGGGGAAAAAAGGAGAUUUACAAUUGCAUCUUGAAACACUCAUUUGAGCUCUAUCUUACUUUAUUUGAAAGAGGAAAGCCAGUGAGGACCUGUGAACAAUCCGGCAGUUUGUGAAAAAUCUUCAUGCUAAAGGAUAAUCCAGAAUUCCCCGAAGAAGAACAUAGUGAAUGUUAAUCCAGAGGAGCUGUCGGAGGAUCGUGCUCACGGGGAGAUGAUUCCUCAUGAAGUCACUGGAUCCCUUGCAGAAAUCAAAUGUGACUUUCCGUUUAUCAGACUGAAAUCAGAGCCAGCCAGACAGUGAAGCAAGCACAGUGGAGGGGGGACGGCGAAAGAUGAAAUCCAACCAAGAGCGGAGCAAUGAAUGCCUGCCACCUAAGAAGCGAGAAAUCCCUGCCACCAGCCUGCCUUCAGAGGUGAAGCCAGUCCUGCCAAACGAAAACCACCGUGCGGAUAACCUAGCAUGGCUCCCCAGCACACCCGGCGGCCAGGGCAGCCUGGGAGGCCGGCACCGGCCCGGGGGGACGUCAUCGGUGGAGACAGGCUUGCAGCAGGGUUUGCACAAGUCGCUGUCUGCAGGGCUGGACUAUUCCCCGCCGAGCGCGCCCAGGUCCGUUCCAGCCUCCACCACUCUUCCCACAGUGUACUCGCCCGCCCUCUCCCAGUCAGGGACCCCCGUUUCCCCCGUGCAGUACACGCACUUGCAACACACCUUCCAGUUCGUCGGGCCCCAGUACAGCGGAUCGUACACCGGAUUCAUCCCCUCGCAGCUGAUUUCCCCAACAGCCAAUUCUGCGACCGGCGCCGUGGCAGCGGCCACAGCCGUUGCGACCACUCCAUCCCAGCGCUCCCAGCUGGAGGCUUAUUCCACUUUGCUGGCCAGCAUGAGCGGCUUAAGCCAGCAGGGGCACAAAGUUGAGCCGCACCUGGUCAGGACGCCUGGACUGAUUGCCGCCGGAUCUCCUCCACCCACCCAGCAGAACCAGUACGUCCACAUUUCCAGCUCUUCCCAGAGCAGUGUCAGAAAUGUCUCUCCUCCAACCAUCCCGGUCCCCCUGCACCCCCAUCAGACAGUGAUCCCGCACACCCUCACCCUCGGUCCUUCCUCCCAAGUGGUGGUGCAGUACACCGACUCGGGGGGGCACUUCGUCACCAGGGAUCCCCCCAAGAAGCCCGAGAGCAGCCGGCUACAGGCGAUGCAGGCCAAGGAGGUACUGAACGGUGAGAUAGAGAAGAGCCGGAGGUACGGCAUUUCGCCCUCUGCCGACAUGGGUCUAGUCAAAGCAGGCAAUAAACCAGCUCCCCAUCAUUACGAGACCAGGCACGUGGUGGUCCACUCAAGCCCCGCCGAGUACGGCGCGCGGGAUUCCUCAGGUGUCCGAGCCUCCGUCAUGGUGGUCCCCAACAGCAGCACGCCCACGGCGGACAUGGAGGUGCAGCAGGCCACCAACCGUGAGACCUCUCCCUCAGCCCUCAAUGACAAGGGAAGCUUGCACUUAGGAAAGCCAGCCCACCGGUCCUACGCCUUGUCUCCGCAGCAGGCUCUGGGCCACGAGGGGGUGAAGGCGGUGGCGACGCUGUCCCCUCACACCGUCAUUCAGACCACCCACAGCGCCUCCGAGCAACUCCCCGUCGGGCUGCCGGCGACGGCCUUCUAUGCCGGGACCCAGCCGCCGGUGAUCGGCUACCUGAGCGGUCAGCAGCAAGCCAUCGGGUACCCCGGCAGCCUGCCGCAGCACCUGGUGAUCCCUGGCACCCAGUCCCUGCUGAUACCGGUCGGCGGCGCGGACGUCGAGCCGUCAGGAGUCGCGCCCGCGAUCGUCACGUCGUCUCCUCAGUUUGCAGCAGUGCCUCACACGUUCGUCACCACCGCCGUCCCCAAGAGCGAGAACUUCAGCGCGGAGCCCCUCACCACCCAGCCUGCCUACCAGGCCACCAUGGUGCAGGCGCAGAUCCACCUGCCCGUGGUGCAGUCCAUCGCUUCCCCCGCCGCGGCACCUCCCACGCUGCCCCCCUACUUCAUGAAGGGGUCGAUCAUCCAGCUGGCCAACGGGGAGCUGAAGAAAGUAGAGGACUUGAAAACAGAAGACUUCAUACAGAGCGCGGAAAUUAGCAACGACCUGAAAAUAGACUCCAGCACUGUGGAGAGGAUUGAAGACAGCCAUAGCCCAGGCAUUGCCGUGAUACAGUUUGCGGUUGGGGAGCAUCGAGCACAGGUCAGCGUGGAAGUCUUGGUAGAAUACCCUUUUUUUGUAUUUGGACAAGGCUGGUCAUCCUGCUGCCCCGAGAGAACCAGCCAGCUCUUUGAUUUGCCAUGCUCCAAACUCUCGGUGGGGGACGUCUGCAUAUCGCUCACGCUCAAGAACCUGAAGAACGGCUCUAUUAAAAAGGGCCAGCCCAUGGACUCAGCUAGUAUCUUGCUGAAGCAUUCAAAGAAUGACAGUCUAGCUGGAAGUAGACACAGUGCAGUUCCAUUGCCCGGAGUCAGCAGACGGGGAGGCUGUACGGACUCUUGCACCGGUCGCCCUGCAAGGUUUUCCUUCGUGGCGGUGGGGUGGGUGGGUGCGUGCGUGCGUGUGUCCUGGGUGUGCGUGGGUGUGCGUGAGGAGGCCUCCGGCUCUGUGGAUGCGCCUGGCUCAGGCCUCCAGCUCCGUGGAUGCGCCUGGCUCAGGCUCACUCCUGUUUUUGUGCAGUGUUAGACAAAUCGACCGGGUUACGCCAUUGACAUUUGCUUCCACAAGGUAGACGCAUACUGCCCCUUUGAGAUCACAGGCAUCCAUUGUUUGCAGUUAGGUUGCAAAUCUUUGUCUUUAACUCUAGUACUGUUUUUAGUUCAUGAUUAUGGACAACUGGUGCCACUUUUUUCAAAUUUCGGUGUGACACAGGAAUUCGCUGUUGAAGAUGAACCUAGAAUGUCUUUAAGCACUUAAAAUGCUGUUCACACUUUAUUGCUGAGCAUCCUGGUCUAACACUCAGUACGUACUGUAUCUCACUUUAAUCUGCUUGGAAAGCAACAACAACAAACAAACAAACAAACAAAUCUCUUCAACACUGUAACUACAUGCAACUAUGUAAAGUUUUCUCACAGGCAAGAUGCUGAAAGUUUUAAUGUGGUUUCAAAGGGAUGAAUGUGAAUUAUUGAACUAGUAUGUGACAGUCAUUGUCCACAAAGGACUACUUAAUAGGAGGCACUUUUUAAACUUUAAUGCUUGAGAAAGAGUUAAAGGCAUAUGCGAGCUGACAGAUAAUAAAAAAAAAUAAGAGAAAGGAAAAAGGAAAGAGGAAAAAAAAAAAUCAUUGUCCAGUGUUUUUGAAAAAGAUGGACUUUAAAGAAUCUUGCAAUUUGCACAUCUUGAGUUUAUCAUUUGUGUGGUAUUCCUGCAGUUUUUACCUAAUAAUGUUGUGGGUUGGGGGGGUCUGAAAGAGCAUAAACAAAUGUAGCAAUUACUCACUAACCUGCCUACGCUCUAGGCCAUUUCAUAGGGUUACGUUCCUUUCAAAGUUCAUUUUUGGUCUUUCUACCAUAUCUGCCACACAGAACCAGGUCCUACUGGGACAGCUCUGAGAAUUUUUCUUCAGACUUGCUGAGAGAGUUUUCCACAAGAAACAUUUCUAUACAUAAGCAAGGUGUUUGUUUGUUUUGAAAACAAACCUAUUGUUAUUUUAUUAUUAUUAUUUGUUAUUUUAAUUGCAUCGUUUUCCAUUGGAAAGGCGAGAUUUCAAGAGUUUGGUACAAACCAAGUAGGAUGGGGGGGAUUCAUGCCGUUCAGUCUUUUCUUUCCCCAGGCAGGGCCGGAUCCUUUGAGGUGCUGUGCACCCAGCCUCCUGCACAAGCCUCGGCGAGGUGCAAGUAUGAAGUACUUCGGGGCUGAGCGCUAAAGCCCGUUGCUGCCACUAGAAAGAUCCCGUUGAUUUCAGUGGGAUUGAGCUUGGGCCCUACGUGAGCAAGCGUUCGUGUCGGUUUUGGUUGGCGAGUUCGCAUCCUUCAGGUAGUUUUGAAGAAGCUGUACUGAUACGGAGAAACGGAAAUAAAAGUCCGUCAUUAGAAACGCAGUAACCUAAAGUGAACAAAUUUAUUUAAAAUCUUGUUUUCCCUCUCCCCUAAAAUACAGUGCUUUUAUUUAAGAGAAGAAAUGUUAACCCCAAACCCCAGCUUUGACUCUGUUAUUUGUUACUUGAAAUUUAGCUCACACCAGAACUAAUUGUUUUUAUACCAUAUUCUGGGGUGCACCAAAAAGUUGAAAUACGUUUAAAAUAGCUUGAAACUUUUCUUGAAUUUCCUUGAAUUUUAUUAACCUCUCAGCAGGCUACCAAAUAGCUGAGUGGGUUUCUUCUCACAGUCACACUGCUUAGUUAGUGCUUAUUUGUUAAUAUUUCUGCUCAGAGAAGUUGCUUAAUCUUCCAUAUACUCUGCUCAGGGCACUUGCAAUUUAUUGUUUUGUUUUGUUUCCUGUUUUGUUUUUAAACUUUGAUGGUAAAGGAAUAGAAAGAAUUACAGAUUUUAGUUCACAGUUGUACCACUAUUUCCGUACUUCACGUGUACUUGGAAAAAAACAAAAAUCUCAAGUAAAACCAUACGCAUACACAUUUGUGGUUAAUAAGGAAGCAGGGGCUAUUAAACUGACUGGAUCUAUUCAACUAACACUAAAAAAAAAUAAAAAAUAAUAAUAAUAAAAAAAUACGUUUGGAGCAAUAGGAAUGUAUUAGUUCUGUGCUUGUAUUUCAGACUGAGGAAUUCUGAAAUAACUGGUUCUUUCCAAACAAUUGUCCCUUUCCAUGCUUUGGCUUUUGUAGGAUGUGCAAUACUUUACGUGCCAACUUAGACUCACCCGUGCGGUGUUAGCUAGAUCUCAUACCCACUUCUGAUUUCCCCUGGUUUUGUUCUUUUUUUGAAUAGUUUCUUUCUUUCUACCUUUUUUUUUUUCCUAUUAAUACCUCCGUCCCUAUCCUCCCACCACCACCAAAAAAAAAAAAAACAACCCCAACAUAUUAAGGGUCAAGCAUCCCUUACCCUGGGAAACACAACCCCUUUUUGUAUUCAAUGUUAAAAAAGAUCCAGGAAGAAAAAAAAAAAAAGAUGUAUUAAUGUCUGCGUGCCAUCCAAGCGGAGGGCAGCACUCGGCCAUACGGCCGAAUGCCGCCCUCCGCCUGGACAGCACACGUGCGAGACCUGGCUCCUACCAGGGAGAGAAAAGUCCCCCUGGGCACCAAGUCCUUUGCAAGGUGGGGCUUUGCCUCUCCCCCCGGCUCUGAGCAUCCCUUGCCAUGAGUCCCCAUGUGUGGGAAGUGCCAUCGAUCCCCGGGCGCCUGCAAAAAUCCCACUCACGGGCAUAGAGAUGCUGAGGCGAAGCCGAAGGAGGAGGUUUAGCCGCUGCUUCUGCGCAGCGUCCGCUUUGCAAUAGUAACUGACAGUAGUUUUCUUUUUCUUUUUUUUUUUCUUUUUGUAGCAAGCCUGUUUAGUUUACAAUGAAACGCAUACAAUCACCAAGAAAUUAGUCAGGGCAAAGAAAAAUAAAACAAGAACCUCUUUAUAGGGAUUUCUAAAAAAAUAUCUAUCUAUCUAUCUGUCUAUCUAUCUAUCUAAUCUAUCUAUAUAUCUAUAUAUAUAAAUGACUGUUCCUUAUAGUGUUUAACUUAGGCAUUGUUUCAGUUUGUCUGGGCCACAUCAUGGGGAAUUUGAGUUUGAUGUCACUUACCUCGAGUCCUCUGGUCGAGACCCAAAUCGGAGUCGCUGUUGACCUAUUUUACCAUUUCGUACGUUGCCCUUGGGCUCACUUUCCCUCGAAGAUGCAGACCUCGGGAGGAGGGGGACACACAUGUUCCUUUUUUUAUUCCUUUAAUUCCUUCAUCCCGCUGUCGCUUCGUUCGACCUGUUGUUCCCGUCAUUUUCUCGGCGUGGGGAAGUGACAUCACUACUCUUGUUUUCCCUUAAAUCAAGGAACAUUUAGAAACCUUUCACACCUUUUACUCAGGGAUGGGGCUGGCAUAUGUGUGGUACACUGAUGUGACCAGAAGCAGCACUUUUACUGCUCUGGAGUAGGGAUGUACAAUGUUACAGACAAGUUUGGAUUUCCUGCAUCUCACGGUUUAAACUUUGUAGAUCUCACUUAGAUUGCAAUACAAAAGCAGCAGGCUCAGCACGAACUGUAGCUGUUGGUUAUCAUGAAAAUUCACUCUCUGCAGAGAUUUAUUUUACUUUAAAGUGUGUUGCCAAUAGUAAAAAAGGAAACGGUGAAAUUCUGUUAAUACCUGCAACUGCUAAAAAAAAAAAAAAAAAAAAAGCCUGGAGAGCGAAUCCUCAAUUUUUUUAAACACUAAUAGUGUUAUUUCAAAGAGGGGGCUCUUGGCACAGUGCUCUGCGUGUCCUGGGACCCAGUUCUGCAAACACUUAUACACGUGCUUAUGGGAGGUCCGGGCUGGCUGCCGAAGGCUGCUCGGGAGCUUGCUGUGACGCACCUGUAUAAAUCUUUGUGAAAUUGAAGCUUGGUUCAGGCAGGGCCAGAUCCUGACCUUACUCAGGCAGCUGGAAAAAUCUUGGGGUUCGUUCAGGCUCGCCAGGGCGGAAGCCCCAGGCAGGCAGGGGGGAUUUGGCCUGCUGAAACACUUCUGCUGUCCCAGGAACUGGACAAAUGGCAAAAUGGGACAUGCACUCGUACAAAUAAUUUCCAUUUCUUCCCUCCCCAUCAUCACAGGUAACAGCAGAGUCUGCUCUGGGCUCUGGCCAGUGCUGAUGUGAAAAGCAAGGGGAAUGAACGCACCACCAGAGUGCAGGCAGUAAUUUCCUUUCCUCUGGUUUAUCCAACCCUCCCAUCCCCCCCACAUCCUGAAAUACAUAGCAAAAUGAGAAUUUGUUGAUGCAGAUACGCAUACGUGCACACACACACACCCCCAGACAGAAGUGUCUGUUUGCACACGAAUAAAUAUGUGUGAAAUUUUUUUUUACUCGUAUGCCUACAUGUCCACUUGAUUCCCUGUCCUGAGGACAGCCUUGCUUUGUGUCGAUCGGGAAAUUCCAAACGCGUUGCACACCUCUACUCCAGAGUUCAAUUUCUUUUACAUAGACGACCUCGCUUCAGAUGUGUUACCUUUACUGAUAGGAUCUUUUCUUGUAGCACUAUACCUUGUGGGAAUAUUUUUUGAUGUAAACCUAAUUUGAGAAGCUUAUUAAAAAUAGAAACUUUUUUUGAAGCACUCACAUUGAGGAGUACAGGUAAUGUUUUAAAAAAAUUGCACAAAAGAAAAAUGAAUGUUGGAAUGAUUCAUUCAGUGUUUGAAAAAGAGAUGGCUCUGUUUGAACAGUGAGUUUCAUACCUUGUUUGUAAAAAAAAAAAAAGUUUUUAAAUACAAAAGCAGAGAAAGGUUGAAAGUUACAUGUUUUUUGUAUAUAGAAAAUGUCAUGUCUAGAUGAUCUGAUUUGUAUUGGCUUUGGCCAGGAAGAAUUAUUACUUAAAAGGCUCUUAAAGAACAACUGUGCUUAAUUUUCUGUUCGUAUUACAUGGGUCCCAUUUCUGGGGAAUGGAGUCUUGCUUCACGCUGUUUAUUCCUGUGCUGAAAAUACACCUUGGAGCAGCAAUUCUCGAGUGCAGCUACAGGGCACUUCAAAGGGUGGCUACUGUGCAAAAGUAGAGUCUCACUCCCCAGCUGUGUUUUGGCUUUAAGUCUCUCCCGCCUGCGCCGAGGGAGCCCCUGGCAGCCCAGAGCCGGUUCUGAGGGAGGCCUUGGCCGUGCCCUUCGCAGGCAGGGCCGGGCCGGUCCCGCUGCCGGGGAUCGUCCGCGUCCAGGUCCGGGUCCGCGUCCGGGACCGCGUCCGCGUCCGGGUCCGGGUCCGGGUCCGGCAGCGCCGCAGCAGCCCUCGCCUCGGGUGGAGGGCCGCUGCCGGCUGAGCGCGACCUGCUUAGUUCCCGCCCGAAGCCUUUUGGGCCCCUUUUUUCCUCUCUCCGGGAUGCUGUUCCACGUUUUUUUCAGACGAAACCCAAAGAGUAUAACCCUGAGCAAGAAGUGCUUACGACAAGGGAUCCUAGCCCAGUGCCACAGCAGAGCGAUACCCCAGGCGACCCGGCCUGCCAGCCCCCGUCGCUGCCCCCUCUCCCCCGCCUCCGCCGGGGAGCGGUCGGUCCCACGGCGCGCGUUCCCGGCGACGGUCUUGACCGAUGGCGAGACCGGUGUUUUUCGGGAGCCAAACAGAGAGGAUCCUGAAGCGGUUUCCGAGGAGAGGGCCGUUUUCCUGUCCAAAGAUGGAGCUGGGCAGCUGGGAGCCGGCGGCAGGGCGGCGCGGGUGAGGUUCCAGGCCGCUCCCGUCCCCCUCCCCGGAGGCGACCCAGGCUUCGGCUCCCGCAGGCGCACGGGGCAGAAAUACUCGCCCUGUCCAGGCGACCCCCGGGCGCUCAGAAAACCAGCCCCAGUUGUGUUACAAUGAAGUGCAUUCAGCCAACAGGUAGUAUUUAUACAAUAACAGUCUCUAAGGUUUCUGUAGUUUUUUUUCUUGUCGUUAGCUGAAAGGACUCAAGUCUUCCACUGAGGAUUUUAUGGAGGCUUCAUCCAAGGUUGUUUCUUUUUUGUUCGUUUCUGUUUUGAGCGGUCAAAGCUCCUGUGCCCUUUCCCUCGACCACGCAGUAGGUAUAUGCAUUGGAAGUGUUGUUUGCAGCGAGCGUUAGUCACUCGUUGAAGCUGUCGUUGCUGUACUACGGGAUUGCUGACGAGCAGAAACCUCAGGGCCCGGAUCCUCGGCUGGCGCGGGGCCGGUGUGGGACCGCCGGCUCCCCGGGCAGCGCCGCUCUGCCCCUUCACACCCGCCGGCGAGGGGAUCCCGCCCUGGCGUUUGCUUUAAAAACCCAGGACCCACGUACUCUCCCUCUGAACACGCUCUGCAGAACUCCUCUCCAAGUCAGUCGGGUUUGGCUCUGUGUAGCUGAGGGCAAAAACGGGCCGGGGCGGCUGCGGGUGGCUCAGUCUGUGUCUUCUGCCUGGCCGUCGGGCCGGCCUCUUAGCGAAGUGACUAAUCUGUUAAGGCAUAGAUACGACUCUUCACGACAGUCAGCUAAUGUUGAAACUCACUAAUGUAUGUAUUUGCUCUUUUUUUUUUUUUUUUUUUUUUUUGUCGGAAUAAUAUAUUAACUUGUUGAACACUGUUCUUUUCGCAGUGUUACAAAAUGGGGUGGGGGGGGGGGGAUUUCCCAACCUUUUUCAGUUCGGGUGAGCUACUGAAAACCAUUUUGUACUAGCUAUGUCACCGCUCCCGGCAGCCGGCGGCGGCGCUUGGCCGUGCCGGGGUAAGGGUUAGCCAUUCUACAGCAGUAGUUUUUAAGGUUUUUUUGGUUUUGGGUUUUUUUUUUUUUUUUUUAAUGUUCUGGUAUUACUAAUGAGGGCUGUUGCAAAUCACACUUCCAGUGUAGUUCCUAGUGUAGGCCCAGUAAAAGGGAUAUCACAGCUUUGUGUUGGGGAGAAAUUGAGCUGACAUGGCCAGUACAAAGGAGAAAUAGGGAGGGAAUAACGUUUUGCACCUUAUUGAAAAGAGGAGAAGAUUUUAAGUGCAUACAGACAUAGUUAAGAGCUUUUAUUGUGACAGGAGAACUUUUUUCCAUAUGCGUGCAUACUCUCUGUAAUUCCAGUGUAAAAUAUUGUACUUGCACUAGCUUUUUUAAAACAAAUAUUAAAAAAAUGGAAGAAUUCAUAUUCUAUUUUCUAAUGGUGGUGUGUCUAUUUGUAGGAUACACUCGCGUCUGUUUAUUGAAUUUUAUGGUCCCUUUCUUUGAUGGUGCUUGCAGGUUUUCUAGGUAGAAAUUAUUUCAUUAUUAUAAUAAAACAAUGUUUGAUUCAAAAUUUGAACAAAAUUGUUUUAAAGAAAUUGUCUGUAUACCAGUACAAGUUUAUUGUUUCAGUAUACUCGUACUAAUAAAAUAACAGUGCCAAUUGCAAA
Aquila chrysaetos chrysaetos is the source of this 11393-nucleotide messenger RNA. RefSeq names its product ataxin 1 (gene ATXN1). NCBI's taxonomy places the organism in Eukaryota, Metazoa, Chordata, Aves, Accipitriformes, Accipitridae. The record is from RefSeq and is a predicted model, not a curated record. Gene Ontology annotation, molecular function: RNA binding; protein binding. Gene Ontology annotation, cellular component: nucleus. The transcript is spliced from 10 exons. Gene Ontology annotation, biological process: nervous system development; negative regulation of transcription by RNA polymerase II. Bases 1813 to 4176 code for a protein of 787 amino acids.